Messenger RNA from Cloeon dipterum, 1412 nucleotides. RefSeq names its product cuticle protein 21-like. Gene Ontology annotation, cellular component: chitin-based extracellular matrix. Gene Ontology annotation, molecular function: structural constituent of chitin-based larval cuticle. Lineage: Eukaryota; Metazoa; Arthropoda; Insecta; Ephemeroptera; Baetidae. The coding region runs from base 133 to 1137 and encodes 334 amino acids. The transcript is spliced from 2 exons. The record is from RefSeq and is a predicted model, not a curated record.
CCCUGCACGUUUUGCUGCUCUCGGUUUGAGGAUCUUCCGACGAGGAGGACCACGCCGCUCUAUAAAAAGGACGCGCGCCCUGACGCACCAACAGAUUCCAGCCGUAGUCAAACGGGGGAACUUGCAAGAACAAUGAAGUGCUUCAUCAUUCUGUCCGCUGCCGUGGCGCUGGCCGCCUGCGCGCCUCAUCCUAAUCUGAUUGCCAACCACAACUACCACUGGGCCGCGCCCGUGGUCAGCAGCCAGUACCACGCACAGGAUGAAUUGGGCCAGUACAGCUACGGCUAUGCCGGCGGCCCAUCCGCCAAACACGAGGUGAAGACCUGGGAUGGUGUCACUCGUGGUGGAUACUCUUACAUCGACGCCAACGGCCUCGUUCAGACCGUCAACUACAUCUCCGACCCCGUCCACGGCUUCAGGGUGGCAGCCACCAACCUGCCCCUGGGACCUGGCUCCGCUCCUGCCCCCGUCGUCGACACCCCUGAGGUGGCCGCCGCCAAGGUGGCACACGCCGCCGCUCACGUCUCCGCCAAGGUUGCCGUUCCCGUCGCCGUGGCCGCCCCCGUGGCCGUCGCUGCCCCCGUCCCCGUCGUCGACACCCCUGAAGUGGCCGCCGCCAAGGCCGAUCACCUGGCCGCUCACGCCGCUGCCAAGGUGGCCGCCAUCGCCGCUCCCGUGGCCGUCGCUGCCCCCGUCGCCGUUGCUGCCCCCGUCGCCGCCGCCCCCGUGGCUCUGGCCGCCCCCGCCGUGCACGCUCCCAUCGCCUACGCACCCUACGCUGGCUACGCUCCUGCCUACUCGGCCUUCAACUGGGGAGUGCCCGUCGCCAGCAGCCAGUACCACGCUCAGGACGAGCUCGGCCAGUACAGCUACGGCUACGCCGGCGGCCCGUCGACCAAGCACGAGACCAAGACCUGGGACGGCAUCACCCGUGGCGGAUACUCCUACAUCGACGCCAACGGCAUCGUGCAGACCGUCAACUACAUCUCCGACCCCGUCCACGGCUUCAGGGUGGCAGCCACCAACCUGCCCCUUGGCCCUGGCAUCGCCCCCGCCCCCGUCGUUGACACCCCUGAGGUCGUGGCCGCCAGGUCUGCCCAUUUGGCCGCCCAUGCUGAGGCCAAGGCACGCGUCUGAUCAAAAUUAUCUCGCUGAGCACUAACUGUAAUUAAUCCUUUUCCAAAGACGGCGCCGUCCGGCCGCUUGUCCGCCCCUUUGCACAAAUUUUUGUAAUUUUUCCCGUAUCAACCCGCCAAGCGGCGGAUGAUUGAGCGGACGGUGCCAAAUAUCUGUCAUCUCUCAUCACCAGUAUUAUUGUUCCUGCUGGCUGAACUUAAAACCUGUAAACCGGAUAUUAAGUUAUUUGUACGCCACGAAAAAAGAGAAAAAUAAAUCCAACUGAUGGACAAAAA